Messenger RNA from Protopterus annectens (West African lungfish), 8905 nucleotides. Its product is annotated as voltage-dependent P/Q-type calcium channel subunit alpha-1A-like. Gene Ontology annotation, cellular component: voltage-gated calcium channel complex; neuronal cell body. The record is from RefSeq and is a predicted model, not a curated record. Gene Ontology annotation, molecular function: high voltage-gated calcium channel activity. The transcript is spliced from 10 exons. The coding region runs from base 1 to 1950 and encodes 649 amino acids. Gene Ontology annotation, biological process: calcium ion import across plasma membrane; chemical synaptic transmission. Lineage: Eukaryota; Metazoa; Chordata; Ceratodontiformes; Protopteridae.
AUGUCGGCCGAGGACAAACGGACCUUCUCGGUGCGAAUGGCCACUCUUAUGUCUAUCACAAAUACCUCUAUGCGGCUUCUCUUCCAUGCCACGGAGGGAGCAGCUAGAGCCAGUGGAACAGGCAUUGUAUUACGACGACAGGCCUGGCUCAGUCUCUGCGACUUUGCGGAACACUUCAAGGCUUCCUUCACGAACGCCCACUUUGACGGUUCUACGCUUUUCAGCAAAACCAUCCACUAUACACUACUCCAGAGCGAGAAGGAUGGGAAAACGUCUGCCAUCGGGAUUCGAGGAGCUGACAAACAGCAAAUGGAUGCAGAGCUUCGAAAAGAAAUGAUGGCAAUCUGGCCACACCUCUCCCAGAAGACCUUGGACCUCCUAGUUACUCCUCACAAAUGUCGGGCAACAGACCUAACAGUGGGGAAGAUCUAUGCAGCCAUGAUGAUCAUGGAAUACUACCGCCAGAGUAAAGCCAAAAAACUGCAGGCUCUGCGAGAGGAGCAGAAUCGGACACCAUUAAUGUUUCAACGUAUGGAACCACCAUCACCAACACAAGAGGGUAUGCCUGGGCAAAACACCUUGCCUUCAAUACAACCAGACCAAGGAAUGGGCCACCCACAAGAAGGAGGUAUGACAGAGAGUCAGUCUUGGGUCACUCAGCGUGCUCAGGAAAUGUUUCAGAAAACAGGGACGUGGAGCCCUGAACGAGGACGUCCAGAAGACAUCAUCAACAACCAUCCAGGUUCUCAGUCUGUAGAGAUGAGAGAGAUGGGAAAAGAUGGGUAUUCGGACAGUGAACACUAUCUCCUUAUGGAUGGGCCUGGGCGUGCUGCCUCAAUGCCUCGGCUCCCAGCAGAAAACCAAACCAUAACAGACACAAGUCCAAUCAGGAGGUCAGCUUCUACCUUGGGGCACCCUCGUUCCAAAGGCAUGCAUCUGGAUGACUAUUCCCUGGAGCGAGUGAUUCCAGAGGAGAGCCAGCGACAUCAGCGGCGUCGGGAACGCAGCUAUAGGGCAUCAGAGCGGUCACUAAGCCGGUACACUGAUGCUGACACAGGUCUUGGAACUGAUCUCAGCACAACUACCCAAUCAGGUGAUCUCCCUCCAAAGGAGAAAGACAGGGAAAGAGGCAGGCCAAAAGACCGGAAACAUCACCACCAUCAUCACCAUCACCACCACCACUCGUCUUGUGACAAGGAACGUUACUCUCAGGAGAGGCAUGAGUACAGUCAAGCUCGAUCAAGGGACAGACGGUGGUCAAGAUCACCCAGUGAAGGACGGGAACGUAUGCCACACAGACAGGGCAGUAGUUCUGUGAGCGGGAGCCCAGUUCCUUCGACAUCUGGUACUAGCACACCAAGGCGUGGACGCAGACAACUACCCCAGACCCCCACCACACCCAGGCCACAUGUUACCUACUCCCCAGUGGUCCGUAAGGCAAUGAACACCAUGUCUCAGCAGCCACCACUGUCACAGUCUGGUAGGAUACCAACCCCUGUGCCACGAAGAUACUCUCCACAUCCCACGGACUAUUCAGCCAGGGACCAGCAGAGCGGCAGCAGCCAUAAAAGCAGCAGGUCACCUGGCACAGAUAAACACACUGUACCUCGCAAUGAAUCACCACGAACACAUCGCCACAGCAGCAAUCGGUGGUCAACAGCAAGCUCUCACAUCUCUGAGCCAUAUCCGGGAUCCCAUCAGGAGUACUGCAGUCCUGAAUAUGACGAGCCAAGUGGAAAUACACUCCCCUUUGAAACAAGUGCUGCAACCAGCUCAAGACAGUCACCCAGGACUUCAAGGGUAGUGCCAUCAACAGUCUCGCCGUCCAGACAUGGGCGGCGAUUACCAAAUGGAUAUUAUGCUCAUGGGGCAAUGAAUCCCAGAGGUCCUGGCACACGAAAGAGAAUGCAUGAGCAGUACAGUGAAACUGAUGAUGAUGACUGGUGCUAGCCUGAAUUUAUUUUCAGAAAAAAAUUAUAUAUAUUAUAUUUAAAUAAUUUUAAAUUUCUGAAGAAAACCAGGGGAGUGACUGGGUUUCUGCAGUUCGGGGACUUUGUCAACUAAAUAUGAAAUUUAAAGAAAAGAAUAUAUGUUUUAUGGGGGGUGGUGGGAAAAGGUUGGGGUUUCUGAGCAUGUAAAGAAAUUGGUUACAGAAUCUUCAGAAGUUGGGGGGUGUUGUACAAACACUCAGGGGGAAGUAUAUACCCCCAACAGCAAAACAAAAUCAAGCUAUGCCUCUCAGAAAUACUAUCUACUUUACAACAAAAAAAAACUUGCUAAAUGAACUUUUGGAAAAUGUUUGCCUAUAUUGAUGAGUUUUAUCAUCUCAGUUUACCUGUUAAUAUAUCAACUUCUUGAAAGUUCAUAGCCUCACAAUUUUUGUGAGGAAUUGAAGGAGUUGAUUAACAAAAAUAAAAAAAAAAAACUAAUAAAAAAAAACACUAAAAUGCAUACAAAACAGCACUCUUUAGAUCAUGUCAGUACCAUCCUACUAUUGCCUGCGGAAAAAAAUUUCAAAAAUUAAAAAAAAAAAAAAAAACUUUGAUGAGAGAUGCUAUCUGGCCCGGUUGUUUCCUUUCCACCUUGUUUUUCUGCUUUGUUUGAACUUUGGAGUUAUGACCGUGGAGCCUUGCAUGAAUAUAAAUCGAGAAUUUUCGAAUGAGCUGUUAGUCUUUAUAUGUGUUCUGAAGUUCUCUUUCUCAGAAAAGUCUACUUUCUCUUGUACACAAAAUGCCAUAUUACAACUUAUUGUACCUUAUUCUUCACCUCCGUGACUGCCGUUUUAAUCCUGAUCAUAAAGCAGUCCAUGGAAAGUGAAGUAGUUCUAUCAAAAUGCAUUUUAAAUAAAUGUGUAGCUCAGGCCAAACUCAUCUGUAUCAGUGAGCUGAUGUGUUAUCUUCUUGGAAAGGUACUUCUGAUGUUCUUAUUUAUUAAUGUACGUAUGUAUGUAAUUAUUACUAUUUCUUUUAGAAACAUAUUUCUUUCCUUUUUCCUGAACAUGGUCACUCAGUCCUGCCCUACCACAGCGCUCCCCAUUACCUACCACAGCGCUCUCCAUUAUUUUCAGUACUAUUUUCUAUCAUGGAUCCAUGUCAUUUCACUGAAGACACUUUAAAUGAAACUGCUACCACUUAACAUAACCCUGAAAACCACUUUCAUUGAUGAGGCAAGCCUUCUGCCCCUGUACCUCCUAUGCUGGGGGGGUCUCACAUCCCUGCACUCCCCCUACAUAGCUAUAGUAACUUUAUUUUUGUUUUGUACAACAGUGAAAAAGGUCAGACACCUUGGAAGUGAAACACUUCUCACAUAACAUUUACAGCACUAGAAACAUAAUUAAAUGAUAUAAGAAGUGAAACACACAAAUCAAAUCAACAAUUCAAACAAAAUUAAAAAAAAGAAAGUUUAAAAUAAUAAGAAAACACAUUUAAAAACUUCAGGCUUAAUGUGAUGGAAGAGAUUUCAUUGAAAGUGUCAUCAGUGAAAUGAUGUGAAUUCUGUUGUCACUGAUCUCUCUGUGAGUUGUAUCAGGAGAGGACUGACUGUAUGGCACCUAAGCACUAAAAAGGCACUGAAGAUUAAAGGAGGUGUUGUCAAUGAACUGCUUGAGUUUCACUUUAAAUGCUAAAGUGUUUUGCUCCUGUUUGUUUGAGUUGCAUUAGUGUCUAGUUUAUGGCUCAAAAAUGUGCACAUACAUUCAUUUGUGUGCAUGCAUGCAUGCAAACACAUACAUUCAUGUGUGUACGCACGCAUGUCCAUGCAUGUAUAUAUGUGUGUGUUGGUGAAUGUGUAUGUGUAUGUAAGUAUAUUUGCAUAUGUGUGCAUCUUAACUUCCACAGGUUAUCUGCCAGGGUGACAGUACUGUGGUAUACCCUGGACAUCACCAAAUUUCGAAAGCAGCAUUGCCUUGAUAUUAAGACCCUUCUCUCCUAGUGUUGUGAAGAACAAGUUCAUAGUGCAACCCUGGGUUACUACCUUCAUGAUAUGUGUUUCUGACACUGUAAAAGUACACAACUCUGUGCUUUUUUACAUCUCUAUGCUAGUUCCUAAGUGCUUAGUUAGCCACAGUUGCCAUGGUUACAGACUCCACCACCACCAUCAUCAUCAUCAUCAUCAUCCCAACAUCCCCAGGAAUUACUUUGAGUGCCAUAGCUCCUUUAAAAUGUAAUUUCAUUGCUUCUCUACAAAGAUUAGUAGUAAUCAUUCCUCAAAAUAUGCUGCAGAAAAGAUAGAUUUUUUAAAUGAUUGUCUAUCCUUUCAGUCCACAUCCUGUGGAAGCAUUAUCCAUCUGUAUAAGUUCAUAGUUCAUAGGUUAGUACUAGGCCAACUGCCCUUGUGAGCCAUUUUAAGCCUAGCCAAUUAUCCUCUGCAAGACUCAAACCCUGUACCUUCUGUUUGUAAGGCAAACAUCUUAACCAUUAGGCCACCCUCCCAACAGAGUAUCACCUGGUGUCCUGGCUUACAGUAUCGACAUAAUAUAUAAUAUAAUGCAGUAAUAUAAAGACAUGGGUUUCAAGUAUAGGAUGAGAGCCUUUAUUACCUAUCUAAUAGACAUAAUAUCUGUUAUCAAAAAAUAAUCUAAACUUGAAUUAAAUUUGGCCAGACUCUCACAUGAAGGAGAUGUGAGUUCCAAAUACCCACUACUCUCUGUGAAAGCCAGGAGGUUAUUCUAUUAUUUCUACUUAAUUUCCUCACAAUCACAAAUAAUCACUCUUGUCACAUCUAUGAAAGCCCAAGCCCUCCCACCUGGAACUUUAAAUACCUGUAUUGGGUAACCUGUUACAUAUUUGUAGGAGACCGACACAGGAUCUGAGACUUUAAUAGUCCAUCUAGUCUGUCUGUCUGCUUGUUUCCCUUUGUGAAGAUAAGCAGUAAGUAAUGUCUAAGCAACAGAAUAUUCACACACACACCCAAAAGAUCUGCUGUAUGUCUAUUACCUGCAUUCUUGAAUGUCUUCACUAUGUUUGACUGCAGUACAUCCUCUUGGAGAUUGCUUUUAUCAACCAUCAUCAUUUCUGUGAUUCAGAAAACGUUGCCAUUGUUUUCAUUGAACGUUUUACUAUCUGUUCUUGAAUUGUGUUCUGCCUGAACUGCUUAAAAGUUUAUGUCAUUCUUCCAUACUAUAUGAAACUACUGAUGGCUUUGGAUGCAGAUAGUGCAUCAUGUUUAUAAUUGUCUGCUGAACUGUCCUAGUCCUAUGACCUUAGAAUAAAAACAAAUCUCCAUAACUGCAAACAUUGCACUUGAUAGGGUUUCAUGUCAUCUGAUAUGAAAACACCAGCUCCCUAAACUUUUCCUACCCAGAGAAACACUGUUAAUAUUUAUUAUGUGUAUUUAGAGGACAACUGCAUCCCCCACUGUAAUUAACGUUAAUUCCAGUUAUCGGUCUUGCUGUUAUUUCAUAGAUGUCAUUCAUUGUCCAGAAAUCUCUCAGUACUUUUCAAUUUCUUCAUAUCUAUCUAAUUAUCCUUUUUAUUUAAUUAUCUGUUUUAUUAAUUUAUUUACAUUUGCUUAUCAGGCUAGAACACUGAUCAAGCAUGACCAGUUGCAGGCUCAGCCUGGGUUCCUUGCGACCAAUCAUUAAAGUCCCAUCAUCUUUUUGUUAGUUAGGUCAGUUAUCUCAACCUGUAGACUUUUUGGUAUAGAGGAUUACGGCGACAACCUGCUAACAAACUUCAUCAUGUAAUCCUGUGGUUGGGUCCCUUAGUCUGUGUUUCAUUUGCCAGCUGUGUGACUGUGAGUAAGUCACCUAACCAGACAUUGCUUUUUGGCAUCCACUGACCACAGGCCACAACUUGGUUAGCAAAAUAUAUAAACAAAUGAAUAGGAUGGACAACACACUUUCUGUUGUCUGCACUCCUAGAUACUGCCCACAGUUUUGUUUCCUUAGACCAUGUCUUAUUGAGGUCAGUAAAGUGCUGUGAAGCACAAAUAACACCAAAAUGGAUUUUUUUUUAAGUCAUUACUUGGAGAUAUCUGGUUGAAGAACUAGAAUGAGUUUGACUUUAAUAGUACAUAAAUGAGCUGGGGACUGGGCCCAGUAUUGCCCUUGCAUUAUCCCUCUAAUAACCAUCAUUUUAUUUAUACAGUUAUUUUGUUUUUGAUAACCUGGUUAAUCCCAUAGUACCAAAUGCUGCUUCACAGGGGAGGACCUGGGGAUAAAACUCUACAAUGCACACAUAGUUACAAGUUUUUUUAGAGACGCUAGUAAACCUAAGGAGGAGGUGAUAGAGCGGUGUAAGAAAAACAGAGUUCUUGAGAAAAAACAACAUGCAGACAUUGCUCGAGCUUUCAGAUUCUACCCAAACACCAGAACUAAACCCCUUACCCUGAAGCCUAGAGGCUGCAGCACUAAUCACUGUUUACUGUUACCCCUUGUGCCUCACUGUUUAAAAGGUAUUUACCUAUGGCAUCCAUAAGAUCCAUUCCAGGGUUGCCUUUUACAUGCUAUUUUGAUAAAUACCUUUCUAAGUCCAGACAGUUCAGCAGCAGGGUAGGAUGUAUGCAUAUACAAAAGAAAAAAAAUUAAGUGAGUGCUUCAUGUGGGACCUGAACCCAGUUUAAACAUAUUUUGAUUUCCUUGUGUUUAUAAAUUAUAAUUAGGCCAUGUCCAUAGCCUCUUCCUGGUGCAACAUCCUGGUUAUCUAGUCAAACAGCUCUGUGGAUCCCUCUGACAACACUUUCCCAUUCUGAAUCCAUGUUGCCUGGGGUCAUUUGCCCCACUGUCUUCCAGAUGUUCCAUAAUUGUUACCUUUGAAAGUGUUUCUAUGCUUUUCCCCUACAGAAAAUACUAGAUAGAUUGAAUGGUUAUUUCUAGCAUUCUGUCUUUGUCUUGCUCUCCUUCUUGUGAAAUAGAAUCACAGAUGCUGUCAUGGCAGUCUACAGGAAGAUUAACUUCCUCCUAUGAGUUGAUAAAAACAAUAUUGGUGCUGGUGUCAUUAGAUAGCCCAACUAGUUUUUUUUUAGAAAUCUACUUUGUUCUUAUUCCAUUACUUUCACAUCCUGAAUGAUUAUCUGUCAGCAUAAACCUCUGUAACAUCUCACAAACCAGCUAGAGGGCCAUACACAACAAAACUGCUAUUUUACAUAAAAGUAGCCAAAUAUAUGAAACCUUCUGUCCCAUUAAAAUCAUCCUUCAAAUUGCAGACCAGUUUUACUGAUAAAUGCCUCCUACUGCAACAUGAUCUGUUAUCAUUAAAGUUAAUUUGUUGUCUUCUUUACAGAAAACACUACAUAUUCCACCAUCAUUGGCAACGGAAUGUGCACCACACACAUGGGAAAGGGUGAUAGUGCAUGAAAAAUGCAGAUUCUUAAACUGUUUUCUGUUUGAUUCCUGAUAUGCUCCAUUUUAUCUGUAUGCCCAGAAUUAUGAAUCUCUAAAGACCACUAGUUUUAUCCAGUUAUCAAACAGAUUAAAUAUUUUAGGGUACUAUUUUUUUGUGAUUUACUCAAAAUGUGUUGAUUUUACAGUUAAACCGUUUUUGGUAGUACAUCUGUAAUCUUCAUAUCCUUUGUGAUGUUAAACCUCAAUAAAAACUAAAAGCAAACUCAACAACCAAAAUUAUUUUGAAGACCUUCAGUCAGAGAGUCAUUGGAUGGAUGAUAAGUCCUGUAGUGGACCUCUUUGAAAGUAGACUUGCCUAUCAUUCUGAGGCCGGAUUAGCUGGAAUUGCAUUGUGAGCUUUUUUGUUCUGCAUUAACCUAACUUGCUCAGUUUUGCUGGGAUUUCCCAAACCAAGAAAAUCCUGAAAGUCUUACUAUAGUUACAGGUUUGCUGUUCCUCCAAAACAAUCGUACUGUACAAGCAAUACAUAAUAGGAAAGAGCUGAAAUUCUAUCAAGCCUUUCUAUGUAUUAUGACUUGCACUAGACAGUUGCUGCAAGCCCCACUACAAAUCUGCCUUUUUCCACUUAUUCCAGGCUCUUUUGAAAUGUUCUGUAGAUUUGUAGUUCACUGCCUUUUCUGGCAAUCUUGCAGUGAUUUAACUUAAGCCUAAGUUCUACAGUGUCUUUCAAAUCUUAGUAGUGGUGAGACUUGAUAGAAUGCCACUCUGGGACUGAUCUGCAUAAUAACUGAUCUGGAUGUCUGCAUGGUAUCAACAUGUUAAGGAGAGAAUGAUGAUUGUGCAUGGUAUGGAAGCUUCUACUGAGAUUUGGGGAUUCUACAGUUGGUCACCUUUCUGAUUUUAUUUCCUACAUAGAAACAUAACCAUCUGUCUCGUUAUCAAGCUAUGACAGUCAUGAUAUUCUGACUUGAACAGACAUCACUCUGUCACUUUCCAUCUCACUUCAACAUCAACAGCCAUCAUUUCCUUAAUCCAGACCUAGCCUAAGAAGGCUUCCUUCACUUACAUUUUCCUGUGAAGAUGACAUAUCGUUGCUCUGUUUGAAACCUCAAGAAAAAUGAGAAUGUUUUUCUGGAAUGAGAGAACUUCAGAUGUAUCUGUUUUGUUUCAAAUGACAGCCCUUUGUAGAUAUACUGUAUGACCACAUCUUGAAAUGAAGCCAAAAGGUCUUUUUUCAGUGUACAUUCUUCUGAUUGUUAGUCUGCUGUUUUAUUUGUAGACCAUUCCAUCAUCUGAAUGUAACCCACACUGCAAAUUUCAUUCAAUGUUUUUUAAUCUUUAAUGGACAGGUUUAAAGCAUGCAGUGCAUUGUGGGAUUCCCACUGGGAUAGGCAAGAUAAUGGUGAAAUAACAGACUUUUAGGUGCAUGAACCCAGAUGUCAUUAUGGGAAUUUGCCACAAAAUCUAGCUGAGAUUUUUGUAUUGUUAGUCAACAAUUUGCUUAGGCAUUGAUAUUUUUUUUUCAUAACACAGAAUAUCAAACCCCCAAAAGUGAAAAAAAUAAACAUUGUCAAUGAUGAACAUUACCAUGAUUUGUUAAUUAAACUUUUGAGAUAAACAGGC